AUGGCAACAGACGAUACACGGUUGCCGCGACAGACUAUGGAGUCAACAGAGAGAAGACAGAUUUCCACUCGUAACUCUCCAGAGAUGAAAACCUCUCGGUCAGGCUCAAGAACGGAUGGAGCGGCUCAGCCACCCAAGGUGACAUCGCCUUUCCUCGCAGUUCGUGUGCUGCGCUGUGAAGGCCUGAAGCACUCGGGCAUGCAUGCAGUUGAAGUCGAGGUCGGGGGUCACCGGCGAGUCUCGGGGUGGAUCGAAGGCUGUCAUGACGCAACCUUCAAUUUCUCUUCGACCUUCAACAAAGUGCCUCGGGACGGCAACGUUCGACUUUCGGUGUGGCACAAACGCUCCUGGCGGGAAGACAAGCGCGUCUGCGAUACAUAUUACUCGAUAGGCUCGCUGUUCUCGGCGCCAGCGCAUGCGUAUCGCGGGUGGCUGGGACUGGAACAGAACACGCGUUUCGCAGGACAAGUUCUCGUUGAAUUCAGUCUGUUGAGCAGGGGAACGUCGGAGAACCAGCGGGAAGCCGCGAGGCUCGCUGCUUCAGAACUCGAGGUGAAAGCUGAGUCAGGCCGCUCCCAGGCGACGGAGGGGCCGAGUGGGGAGAAGACGGGAGAAGAACGAGAGGGAAAAGAGGAGCAGAGUCUCAUCGGAGACAGAGGGCGAGAGAGCGGAGAGAGAGAAAGCGGAGAUGAUGUCGACAAACGAGCAGCGACAGCGGCUUCACCAUGUGGACGGCAUCGUCUUCCCGACCAUGCGUACCCUGUCAAACGGAGUAGCCAACAGGCGCCUGAGAAGGAGAAGAGUUCCGACGUUGUGGCUUUUUCGUCUUCACCUCCUAGCCCCGUGCUCCCGUCUGGACCUUCCUCUGGUGUCACGUCUUCUUCGACUUCUCUGCAAAAAACAGCCUCGUCUGCAGCUGGAGAAAAGAGAAACGACGAAGCGACAAGGAAAACCGACGAGAGAGGAGGGGCAGAUUCUCGAGACGCUGAUCUUUCUUCUCCCGCGGCUCUGGGUUCACCUGUGUCUGGUCUUCUUGUCGAUCUUCUCUCUCUCGAUGUCGAGAUUCACGGCUCUACUGAGAAGAAGAGAACAGAGACAGAGGGGUCACCUUCUCUCUGUUUCUCCGGUGUCCCGGCAGGUCAGCCUGUGCCUCAGCCGAGACAAGAGCUGCAUUAUCCAGGAGUCGUCUGUUCAGGAGUGGUACAACAAGGAAAUAAACAAAGAUGUGUAUCUUCAGUGUCGUCCUACGCAGAAGGCGACGGAGGUGAGGCAGCAGACAUGAGACCGACUGAAGCGCAAGGGGAAGCUACUCGUACGACGGAGAGACAAGAAGAAUUCGAGUCUCUCCCCAGUGAACGAAAACACCGAGACAGAAAGCAAGCAACCUGCGAACAGUCUCUGGUGUCUCGACAGCACGCUGCAAACAAGCCGCCCGAGGAAGGAGGGUCCGCUUUGCGACUUUCCAUGGCCUCGCCCACGAGGCAUUGCGGAGACGAAGAGAUGUCGAAAGAGGAGGAAAUAACGAAGAACAGAGAGAACGAAAGCGCAACAGACAGCGAGAAAGAAAGAGCACAAGACAGAGAUGAAGCGAACACGAGAGCGAGCGAAGAAGAAGGCGUCAGGAGGCAGGCGACGCAGCAAGGAAGCGCUAGCGAGUGUGCAGAACGAGAAACUUGGAAUCUCGAGAGGCGAGAGAGAAACCCAUCUCGGGAACGUACGAGGGAGCAAAGAGCCAUGACUGCGCAGAGAGGUCGGGGGAAAGAAGGCGGGGAAAGCAGAUGUCAGAGAAGAAACUCAGGAGACGAGAACUCGAGAGACUUAAGAGGCACUCACCAAGAGAUUAGGCUUCAGAACGCGGGUCCCGAAUUGCGGCCAGUCCUUCCGGGAGAGAAAACAGAGAAAGACAGGGGAGACCCGCGAGCGAAGGAAGGAAAGAAACAAACCACUGAAGCAGAAGCCAUCGCGGGGAAACACGCAGAGGCAGACGGAGAUAACAGUUCACGUUUUAGAAACCAGGGAAGGAGCAUUUUUCCUCCAGAAAGUGAAAUUUCAUCUCCAUCUCCUCCAGUUAAGUCUCCAAGGAUAGACUCUGCCCCUGUUUCCUCUGUCUCAACAUCUCGCGCUUCUGCAUCUUCUCCACAUGCUUCUUUUUCAAGCGAGUCGCAACGCCAGUUUAUGACCGCUUCCCCUUCUUGCUGCCAGGAGGCGAAAAGGGACAAAACACCCAUCGAGUCUCUCUCUUCGUCUUCUCCUUCCUCUUCUUCUACUCCUUCUUCGUCGUCUUCGUCUUCUUCUUCCGUGGCGCUUUUGGCGCAUGCUUCGGGUGCUGCGGGAGGCGCGGCUUCUCCGGCUUUGCACGCAGCCCUCGAGGACGCGGGCAAGCGCGAGAGAGACUGGAGAGCUCUGGAUGAAAUCUUUUUCGCCGAGUCUUCACGUUUGCGAAGAGUGUCGAGAGAAGGGUGUCAGCCAUUUCUGAGGGCAGAGGGCGACGCGAAGAGAGUGGGUGACUCAGCUUCCUUCGUCGACGUGCAGGCCGCGAACGACGCUGGGGGCGAGACGACGACGGGGGAGAGUCGAGCCGAGAAGGAGGAGGCGGUUUUUCCUAUCGUCGCUGAGCACCGAGACAUAGAGGACGAGGCCUGGAGAGAUGCAGGUGUCAAGGGAGACGAGGGGAGAACGCGAGGACAUGCGGGAGGCAACAGGGAAGAUGAGAUGGGGAUCUCAAAGAAAGAGACAGAGACUGUUUCGCCGCGCGGCCGAUCAACCCACGAAGCUUCAGAGCCGCUGGACGUCUCGCUGACUCGCCGCCGAAGGUUCUCAGUGACUUCCGAGGGCUGCAUAGAAGCCGGGAGUUUCCCUGAGGGCGCUGAGGGAGCGUCGACGGAGGCGCAUGCAAGAAGAAGCAGCCACUCUCGUUGCGUCGAUUUUGGGAGAGACACAGAGAGAGACAGUGGUUUUCGCAAACGGGAGACUUCAGACCUGGACCAGAGCCGUCUGGACUCGGGUUGCUGCUCUGCAGAACUUCCUCCCGCUGCCUUCGAGACCGACGCUUUCAGGGCGCCCCUCUUCCCUGCACACAAGGAGACAGUUGCGCCUUCACGGCAACAGUCUCCUCCAGGAGACAAGUCCGCCGUUCGCGUGGCUCCGCCCAUCUUCCCCGCAGACGAACCGACCCCUGGACCGAAGGAUGAAGAGAAUGAAAAGCUCGCUUCUGUACUCGCUUCUUCUCUUUGUUCUUUUCAGGGUGGGCCUGGGACGCGGGUGUCGGGAGACAGGCCUUGGCCGACGCGGGUGGAAGAAGCGAAGGUCUUCCUCGAACGAGAGGAGAACGAAGACCGAAGGCGAGAAAACGGGACUGUGGGGGCGCGAGACUUACAUUUCGCUGCGAUUGAGGAGAAACAGACGACUGCAGCUAACAGGGCUUCUGAAGAAGAGAAGAAACAGUUCCAUCGCGAAGCACUCGCAGAGUAUCGCAGGAAGACUAGAGAAGCCACAAAGGCGUUCGGACCUCUCCACGCGUAUUCGCCGUGGGGAGGCGUAGGCGCGUUCCCGUCGCCGCGACCUCAGAGACCUGAGACGGCGCCUGUCGAUGCGUCUGCAGAGCCCCGCCAAAGUGUGUCGGAAUCGUCUCCGGCAAUAUCUGAACGACGCUCCUCGGGCUCGUGGUUUUCCGCGUUCCCAGUGGUUUCUUGGUAUCCUGUGAUGCCUCCGGAACAGACCUCAACGCCUGGCGGAAGAGGACCGAGAGAGGAAGGCACAAACAAGGAGACAAAAGGAAGGGAACUGCCGGCCGACAGCGGCUGGGGCGACCCGAGGGCCCCUGGGGAAGACCGCGCGGAUCUUGCUUCGCCUCCUUUUCCUUCUUCUUCCUGCUCCUUCGACGACCUGAAGCUUGCGGAACGCCCGCCUGAGGUGUCUCCAGAGAAGAAGAAGCCGUUCUCGCGUCUGCGGUUCCAUCUCGGGUGGCCUCACCUGAAGAGCAGCGGCAAAACAGAGAAGAGGAAGUCGGAAAAGAAGGCAGAGACCGAGGUUUCGGAGCCGCAAUCCACAGCGGAAGUUGGCGUGUCGAUUUCGCCGCGAAAAAAGGCCCCAAGAGACGCGGAGCCCGGGGCCGCGGGUCGACCGAGAGAAAAGAGACGAUCUGUCUCUUCUUCUUCUCGGCGCUCGACGGUCUCGGCGCCUUCUUGGAGCCUGCCAAGUUCGCCCUCAUUUCCCACUGAGAGAGACGCAGAUGCCCCCCCGUUUCCCCUUGCGGAUCCUCCUCGAACACACUCUGGCGCUUCUCUGCGGUCUCGAUCUUCGUCUCGUUCCUCGUCUGAGCGCCGUUUUCAGGUUUCUGCGAGGUCCCGGCCUGCUCCGCCUCCUUUGCCAGUCUUGCCGCCCCCACCCCUGGAUGUCGGAGAUCUGGACGCGGGGGCCGACCCUGAAGGCCAUCUUUCUUCGCCUUCUUUCCUUUCUUCUCUCAGGCAGAAUUCAGUGGCUGCUAGCGCGGCGGGGGACGUGGACCGGAGUUCGCGCGAGCAGAGAAAGGCGUCGGUGUCAAGACAGAAUGUCGAGUUUCCUCAAGUUCCUCCGUGGUCCAAGGAAGAAGAAAGGGCCUUCAUCCGGCUCGGUUCAGAGACUGUCUCCGCAGACGCCCCUCGACUCGCGCCGCCACCGGGGGAUGUAGUGGUGGAGCUUCCAAGACAUCGCGAAGAAGAGGCGAAGCACCUGGCCAAAAUAGGGGAAGGCGACCAACGGACUCUCGUGAAAAAAACGAAGAAGGGGUCGAGGAAGGUGCACAGUUCCAAGAAGACGAGACAAGCGUCUUCGAGUUCGCCCUCCCAGGGGGAAGAGACGUUCUUUCCCGACGCUCCUACUGCAGAUAGUCCUUUUCCUCUCGAGCCUUCUCUUUUCCUCGAGGCGUCUGGGUGGACGGAGAACGCCCCUCCCCUCGCCUUGUCUUCUGCUGUCUCUUCUUUCCUCUCGCCUUUGCCAGGCUCUCAGCCGCCUGAUGUGUCUCCUCGCCCUCGCGACGCAGAGGGCAGUGCGGUCCCCGCUACGCCUGCGUUUCUCGCUUGCGAACCAGAGAGACCAAGGUACGCAGAGAAAGGGAACUUCUUCUUUUCGACGCCUCCCAGGACCCCUUCCCUCGCGAUGCCCUGCAGACCUCCCGAGCACGCGCUCCCCGACCGAGAGCCUCUUCCGCCGCUCUCGCCAGAGACGAGACGCCGCUGCCAUCGCCGCGGGGCGGGAGAAUCUGAGAUGGAAGCAGGCGAAAAAGACCAGACCCUGCAUGCAACACGCGUCGGGAAAAUGAAGGUGGGAAGAGACGUUCGGCCUCUUGGGCUCCCUGGAGGCCCCUACGAGGACCGACGAGAGUCUAAGGAGCCGGCAAGAAGAAGUACAGCCGAAGUGAGAAGAUUCUCAUCUGGAAAGCGACGCCAGUCUGGUGUCAAGACGGCAGUGCCUUCCGCAGACAUCACUGGAGGAAAGGUUGGGGGUCGUGCGCAUGCGAUGCAUGCAGGAGUUUCAGGUGUCGCUUCUUUCUCUUAUCCUCGUAGUUCUGACCUUCCAGCGUCUACCUUGAGUCCGCCUGGGGGGUACCCAGGUGCCGUUUUGUCUCCGUUCGGACCUGGGUCGCCUCCAGGUCCUGCUUCUUCCUCCGCUUCUUCUCUGCAGUGCCUCAUGGCCCGCGGAUUUUCUCCCUUUGACACCUUGACGCCCGAAGCGAGUUCUCCGUCUCCUUGCUGUCCGCCUGCGUAUCCUGUGUUGGCGACGCCUCUCCCUUCGGCGCCUGUUGCCCUCGCUGCACAUCCAUUCUGCUCUUCCUCGUCCUCCCCGUCCUCGCCGUUCGCCUCUGCUUCGCCAUACCUGGCCUCAGCCCAGAAUCCUGCCUUUCAGGUGUGGCGAGAGAACGCCGUGGAGUGUCGUAACAGCGCAGUGGUCGCGCCCCAGAUCCAGGUGCAGCGCCUCGCUCCCCUGGACGGUCGAGAAGCGAAGAACGCCUCUCUUUCUUCUGGCUCGCCUUUUGCAACUUCUGUGUCUGCUCCUCCUCUGCCUUCGAGCGCAACCCUCGCUGGAGGCCAAGGAACCGAGAGGAGCUAUCAUAGGCCCGAGGCACAGAACCGCAAUCCGUUCUCAGCGCUUGCCGAUUCCACGCCAGUAUCUGCGGCCCCGCUGUCCUCUGCCUCAGCCCCUGUCUCUUCUCUUCCUUUCUCUCUCUCCACGUCUCCCUCAAAGCUCUUGCCCAUUGUUGUGCCUCCUCCCUCUUCUCCAGCGUCUUCUUUCGUGUCUGCUGUCUCUUCUGGGCUGUCUGCUGAGUCUCUGUCGCACUCGCCGUUUGCGGUCUCAGUCCCGAUGUUGUCCGGAGUGCAUGCGCCCGGGACGAAGCUUCCGGUUGGAAGCUUGAAUCACCGAAGGUCUGCGUCUGAGAGCGACAGAGACGUCGAUCGGAAUCCGUUUGCGCUUUUGGGUUCGGGUACGAAGAGAGAUUCUUUGUCCGCUAUGAAGACGCCAACUUCCUGUCUGUCUGUCGCGCGUGCGUCGCAUGCACCACAAACAACCGCUGUGAGGAAUUCUUCCAGUGGCGUCUGUGUCACUGCCUCUCCUUUGGUGUCUCUCCAGGGACUUCAGGGUGGUCCGCCGCCCUCGGGUCCCUCUUCCUCCUCAGGCGCGAAUUGCUCAGCGUCGGUUUCUUCCGUCUCUCCUUUCGCUCUCUCGCGCCGAGCCCAAGGCGCAGGUGCGGGAGAUGGUUUGCACUGGAAAGGUUCUCAAGCUCUGCUCUGCGACAGGCCUGAGGAGACAGGAGACAGUCGCGAGGCGGAGAAGCCGCGACAUGGAACGCGAGAGAGAAGAGCUGGGAGCUUUUCUGGAGAUACCCGUACCCCGAAGGAGAGAAAGGGCUCGGUAGAUGCGAGGGAGAGUGGAGCCGAAGAGAGACCCACACGAGGGAGACAGAGACAGAGAACCGUGUCUGAUGGGCAGACAGGACGAGGCGACGGGGUCGCCAGCCCCGCAAUUCAAGCUCCACGCUUCCCGUCGCCCACCCCCCACUGAACGUUUUUUUGUACAGAAUGUCUACGAGAAGUGAUGGGCAUGUCACCUGAAAAACUUACGGGUCCCGGGACUGUGAGCGUCGUUCUCGUUUCUUUUCACUCAUCCGGUUGCUCCGCGUUUCUUUCUUACAAAGGUCUCU
Molecule: messenger RNA, 7177 nt
Organism: Toxoplasma gondii ME49
Lineage: Eukaryota; Apicomplexa; Conoidasida; Eucoccidiorida; Sarcocystidae
Exons: 4
Coding region: 1-7038 (2345 amino acids)
Source: RefSeq, a predicted model, not a curated record